CACACUCCCACAUGCCUUUGUUUCUCUCCCUCUCCCUCUCCCUCUCUUCCGUUCCCCAUAUAUAAAUACCUCUCCAUCUCUUCAAUCUUCCCCUACCGCACACCACCACCCCCAUCCCCACCCCUCUCUCUCUCUCUCUCUUUCUGUACAACACUAGUCUCCAUGGCUCUCAUCAAGAAAUCAAACAAGCUUACUCAAACAGCUUCUUUCAAACAAAUACUCAAAAGGUGCUCAAGCUUUGGGAAGAAACAACAAUCAAAUGGCUAUGAUGAAGACAGCAACAAUGGUCUCCCUGAGGAUGUCCCAAAGGGUCAUUUCGCCAUCUACGUCGGAGAAAACAGAAGUAGAUAUAUUGUUCCCAUUUCAUGGUUAGCUCAUCCUGAGUUUCAAACUCUACUUCAAAGAGCUGAAGAAGAGUUUGGGUUUAAGAAUAACAUGGGUCUCACUAUUCCUUGUGAAGAAGUUGUUUUCCUCUCUCUCACAUCCAUGAUCAGAUGAAACUAUAAGAUGAGUUUUUUUUUUUUGGAUCUGCAAAAUAAAAAACUUUAUUGAUGAAACACAAAGUACAUACUACAACAACAAUAUCAAUAAAGAGAGGUGUGAGUGUAUAUAGAGUGUCAUAGCAAAGUAAAUCUAUUCUAACUUGGUUGGCACAGAGAAGCAAGCUAUUACAACACCAAAGUUAGUGGGGUUUUCUUUGAAAGAAUUGCCAAGAUUAGGUUAAAAUUUUAUGGGUUAGGUUUGUAUAUGGUUUUAGAUUUUCUUUUUUAUCAGGGAUGCGCAUUGUGCCCUAUGAAAAAGCUGAUAUUAAUAAAAAGUUGCCCUGUAUUUUUCGAUUCCUCUCUCAA
Messenger RNA from Camellia sinensis, 848 nucleotides. Its product is annotated as auxin-responsive protein SAUR50. NCBI's taxonomy places the organism in Eukaryota, Viridiplantae, Streptophyta, Magnoliopsida, Ericales, Theaceae. The record is from RefSeq and is a predicted model, not a curated record. Gene Ontology annotation, biological process: response to auxin.